Molecule: messenger RNA, 699 nt
Organism: Phyllotreta striolata
Lineage: Eukaryota; Metazoa; Arthropoda; Insecta; Coleoptera; Chrysomelidae
Source: the annotation of a GenBank genome assembly
AGUUCGAAAACUAUUUAAAAGAUAAAAAAGAAUUAAAAAGCUCGAGGUUAACAAACUGUUCGUUUUCGAAAUGAUUUCUCCUGCCGUUUGGCUGCAUUCGUGGCUCAACGUAGGCCUUGUGGUUGGGAGCUGCUUAAUAGUCGUCUUCGUGGUCGUUUUAUGUAUAUGUUGUAUACCCAGAAGGGAUUUCUCCCAAAGCGGUGUCGGAGUGCAUUUGUUUAAGAAGCACUCGCGUUCGUUGGUUGCUGAAAAAAAUAAAAAUUACAAAUCGAAUGAUUUGCUGGGCAAUUUCGAUUCGAAGGUCGAGGAAUCGAUAGAAUGCAAAGAGAUAAAGAGCUCUAAUAAGACUUACUCCGAUUUGGACAGCUACGAUGAUUAUAAAGGAGAUGCGGGGGUGUAUUUGAGCAACGAGUCUUUGAGUAGUUUUUAUUCGGCCUAUCCUCUUACGAUUUCCAAGUCUACAUCGAGGGAAAGUUUCGUUAGCAUGUUAUCAGUAUAAUUUAUUGAUAACGAUUCGAUGGUGCAUUUGUUCAAUAAGACUGAACUAAUUAAGCAGGAAUUAUCAUCUUCCCAUAUAGUGGAAUGUUAUAGAUAUGAAAAAAGUUAUUUAUAGAUGAAAAUUCAGUCCUUUAAUGUUAUUUAUUUAUUCUUUUGUAUACAAAAGAUUGUCGUUUUUAAAGUAAUUUAAAUUAAAAAAGC